GUUCUUGCGGGGUAGCCUACACAUGUUUGUACUAAUAAUCCUAAAACCGCAAAACUUAGAAUAGAAUAAUAAUAAUUGAAAGUUGUCCAUUUGCAGUUGCGUGUGCUCGAGUCAGACAAACACAAACUGUAACCAAACAAAUCCACAUCAAAAUUUUACGUUUACUAAGUUGAUUCUUUCUCAAUUCAAACUUAGAUGCCCAGACACUUGUACAAUACUAAUUUGUAAAAUUCCUCUCCUUUUUUUUCUCUUCUUUCUUAGUAGAAGGGUCCAAUUCAACUCUUUAACAAAGGGAUCUUGCUUGCUCCAUCUGCAACUCUCUUUUGUGAUUUGGGGUUUUUAGAUGGCUGAUGAGGAGGAGGGAAACCUGUGAAAUUUCUUGUACAGAGAUUUAAGAGAUGAUUGAAUUUUGCAUUUACUGUUAGCAGAGGAAUGGUGAGAGACAAGAGAGAUAUAAGACCUGUAAUCUUAAAAUUUGGGGUUGCUUUAGCUUUAUCACUUGGUGGAAUUCUCUUUACUUUUUUCAAAACCACAAGAAUUAACCCCUCUAAUUCCUCUUCCUCACCCAAUUCAGGUGGUAAAGAAGGCGAGCUGAAAAAUGAUGAUCAGAAAAAACCUGCCUCAGGAAAUUCAGUUUCCGAGUUUCCAUGGAAAUAUGAGGACGUCUCCAUACCAAAAAUCGUUAUUGGGAGUUCUAUAAGUGGUCCAUCUACAAAUUGUAGGUCUGGUGGAGAUAGAGAUGGGCUUCUUCUGCCGGAGCUCAAUGAACUUGUAAAGGAAUUUGGUUCGUCUCCAAAGGGUAGUUUUUCACCAUGUAAGGAUGUUGAAACGCCAUUGCAGGAUGCAGAUUCACCCAAAGAAGACAAAAUUGUCGGAAGGGAUGACCAUGAGCAAGAGAUUGAGAACCUGAAGAACAUUGUUAAAACUCUUAAAGAAAGGGAGAGGACUCUUGAGAUCCAACUGCUCGAGUAUUAUGGCCUAAAGGAGCAAGAAAAUUCCAUCAGGGAGCUUCAAAAUCGCCUAAAGAUACACAAUCUGGAGGCCAAGCAUCUGGGUCUAAAGAUCGAGUGUUUGAAGGCAGAGAAGAUGAAAUUAAAGGCUCAAGUGGCUGAUUCCGCAAAGGUUGUCUCAGACCUUGAAGCUGCGAGAUUGAAAAUAAAGCAGCUGAAAAAGAAGCUCGGGUUGGAAGCUGAUCAUAACAAGGAACAGAUUUUAUCCCUUAAAGAAAGAGUUAUGAAGCUGCAGGUCGAGGAGAAGAAUCCUGUUGAAGCUGAAUCAGAUGUUCAGUUAGAGCUCCAAAAACUGAAGGACUUGGAGAGCGAGGCUGAUGAGUUGAGGAAAUCUAACCAAAGCUUAAGAGCAGAAAACUCGACACUAGCUGAGAGACUGGAAUCUGUUCAGAUCCUUGCCAUUUCUGUUAUGGAAGAUGAUGUAACAGAAGCACUGAAAGAAGAAAGUCUACGACAGAGAAAGCAAAAUGAAGAUUUAGUAAAGCAAGUUGAGCAGCUUCAAGCAGGUCACUCCAGUCAUGCUGACGAACUAGUCUAUCUUCAGUGGAUAAAUGCUUGCUUGCGGUAUGAGCUGAGGAACUAUCAGCCUGUUCCAGGCAAAACAACUGCAAGGGAUCUCAGUAAAACGUUAAGCCCCAAAUCUAAGAAGAAAGCCAAGCAACUAAUUCGUGAAUAUGCAGAUAAAGAAGACCAAGGUAACAGGGGGAUCCACGAUUUGGAUCUUGAUUCUGACCAGUUAUCCUCCCAAGCACCCUAUCUUACGAACUCAGGUGAGUUUGAUGGUACUUCUAUUGAUAAUUCUUCAGCCCAUAAGACUGACACUUCAAGCAAAAGCAAAAUGUUUGGUAAGCUUAUGAGACUACUACGGGGAAAGGACCAUCAUCAUAGUCAGAGUUCUUCGGAAAUGGUUCACAGCACAGAAGAGAAUGCAAUGGUUCACAGCACAGAAGAGAAUGCAGCAAGAGGCUCUAAUUAUUCUUCUGGGUACAGUUCAGAUACGGCUGUCAUAGAUACCGGAGCUAUUAGGCUCCAGAGCAGAUCAAGCAAAUCAUCUCAGAGUUCAUCCAAACAAUUUAUAGAUUUCCAUUCAUUUUAUCCAGGCUCUAGGAGCAACAAAGGAGAAAGCAGCAACUAUCUGACACGUACGAGGAGAUAUAGUGAUGUGGGUUCAUUAGAUUAUAUCUCAAAACGUCUCGCUGAAUCACCUCAAGAAAAAAGAAAUGACCAUGGCCCAGAAAAUGUUCAGAAAUCUGAGUUGGCGAAAUAUGCAGAAGUUUUGAAAAGAUCUUGUUCUAAAGCACCAGUUCGCAAGCGAUCAGCAUCAGUUAGUUUCUUCUAACUGUAAAUAUAAAAGACUAUACUAGUUUUUGUUGCCCCUCUUUAUCAAUAGAGGUAGCUUAGGUUCUAUAGUUGUGUGAUCCUUCAUGAUGGGCAUCAACUUAUUGCAACAUGUUACUACAGUUGUUUACUGUAUGUAGUCCUACAAAUAUUAAAAUAGUGCAGCUUCUUCCAUGGAAGUUAUACUGAGGAAAUUUUUUAUUAGCAAAAGGAAACAGAAGAAAAGAGUAUACAUGUGUGUACCAUUAGAUAUCAAUGUUUGAUUUUCUAUGUGCUUCUUGUGGUGUUCUUUUCAGA
This is a messenger RNA of Solanum dulcamara, 2645 nucleotides long. Its product is annotated as protein CHUP1, chloroplastic-like. The transcript has 4 exons. The record is from RefSeq and is a predicted model, not a curated record. Gene Ontology annotation, biological process: chloroplast organization. NCBI's taxonomy places the organism in Eukaryota, Viridiplantae, Streptophyta, Magnoliopsida, Solanales, Solanaceae. Bases 433 to 2349 code for a protein of 638 amino acids. Gene Ontology annotation, cellular component: chloroplast outer membrane.